Molecule: messenger RNA, 2319 nt
Organism: Aspergillus melleus
Lineage: Eukaryota; Fungi; Ascomycota; Eurotiomycetes; Eurotiales; Aspergillaceae
Gene: RCE1
Product: CAAX prenyl protease RCE1
Exons: 4
Coding region: 884-1888 (334 amino acids)
Biological process (GO): CAAX-box protein processing
Cellular component (GO): endoplasmic reticulum membrane
Molecular function (GO): metalloendopeptidase activity
Source: RefSeq, a predicted model, not a curated record
GGGUAAAAGUAGGUCGAGGUUCCAGGACAUUUCAUUGGCUUUUCCCUCCUUUGCUCCAUACACAGCCCAGUAAUAACUGGGCAGAAAUUCGGGUGACAACUCGAGUUGACCCGUUCAGGAUCACCCAAUGCUGCCAAGCGCCAACUCAGCAGAAGUGGAGUCUGUCAACUUCCUUUCAAGUGUUUAACGCUCAACUUACCAUUGAUGCUUGAUCCUUGGGAUGUACUCCGUAAUCUGAAGGGAAAAGGUUAUGUGUGCUGCAUGUGCAUGGUAUUAUGAUCAUAAGUGUUUAAUCACCUGAGAGGAAUAUAGAGAGAGACUAUUGGGCCAAGUAAAGGCUCCAUAGAUAAAGGAUUUCUAAUAAUUAUGUGUGUACUCCGGUGUAAGAUAGCGAUUUACUGUACUCCGUGGUACCUGUACAUACUAAAGUAGUACGUAUGUGCGGAGUGAACUAAGGAAGAACGAGAAUGGUGUAUGUGAUAGAUAGACUGGAUGGACAGGAGACUGCGGGUCGAUGAAAAGGAAGGAACGGAAGGGAAGGAAAGGGAAGGGAAGGAGUCUCGUGACCCAUGACUAAGGAUUUCCCUUUCAGGUCGUCGCGUCCUUGGUUUUUCAUGCCUGUGGGAUCAGGCAGCAGCUGCGGUCCGGACUAAACCCUUUUCCUCGUUUUUCUUUGUCGUUGUCUUCAUCAAUCCAAGAAGAUCGUCGUUGGGUUCGCUUUCAACCCUUUCGAUGCUUCUCCCUCUUUAGUCCCCGACGACGACCACGAGGCUGGGUCUCAUACAUCUUUGCAUCCCGCGAUUCCCUCUCUUCGUUUAUCGUACCUGCCCAAAAUUCAACAAAAAAAGGGGAAACUAUCAUUAACCAAACUGCUGUCCAUAUCAUGGCGCCCGUUAAUAUCAUGGCGCGUCUCAAGUCUUUGUACUCGAAACAUUACGACGAGCCGGUCAUUUCGGUCCAGGCGGCCGCUUGUUUUUCGAUCCUUCUAACCCUGAUCUAUGUGGUCCCGUUCUAUGUUUCUACCACUACUCGGCCAUCUCCUACCCUUAGCCGAGAUGCCCCAUCGGUUAUCCGGGCUAGAAUCCGGGCUGUGACUUCUUCCUGCGUCAUCAGCACCUUGGCCGUUUUCUGGUUGAUUAUCGCUAAAGACAAUGCCCCUGUUUCGGAGGCUCUCAGACUUCUAGGAUGGUGGCCCGUCGGCCUCCUGGAAAUCGCUCGUUCCCUGGCACUGACGGCCAUCCUCUUUACCGGGCCCCUAUUCGAACGGGGGAUCGCCGAAGGUGAAUGGAGGGACUGGAUCAGGGGCCGUAGGGUUUCCGAAACACUUCGAGGCUGGAUUGGGUGGAGAAACUACGUCGCUGGUCCGAUCACCGAGGAGAUCAUGUUCCGUUCGGCCAUCGUGCCUCUCCAUGUACUUGCUAGAGUGUCCCCGGGUCACAUCGUUUUCAUGGCUCCCCUCUACUUCGGGAUUGCCCAUGUACAUCAUUUCUACGAGUUUCGCCUGACUCACCCUGACACCUCGAUCAUCGCGGCGAUGUUUCGGUCUAUCUUCCAAUUCAGCUACACCACCAUCUUUGGUUGGUAUGCCACCUUCAUUUACCUGCGAACUGGGUCUCUCCCAGCUGCUAUUCUCGCCCACACCUUCUGCAACUGGUGUGGCCUUCCACGUUUAUGGGGCAGAGUUGAGGCCGUGUUGCCCAUCGAUCCGCCUCUAGUCAAAGGUAAAGAAAACCCGGACCGGCAUAUAUUAUAUGAAUAUACCCAGCUUGGUGUUGGAUGGAGCGUCGCGUACUAUGCUCUUCUGGUAGGAGGUGCCGUUGGAUUCUAUUGGGCGCUGUGGCCCUUAACCAUCUCAAAUAAUGCUCUGGUUUCUUUCACCCCUAGGUGAUUCAUCAGCCAGGCAGAACGAAAAUAUAUUCCUACGCGAUAACCCUCUCAUCUUGCUGAAUAUAUACGGCAUACUAUUCAAUCUCCUCGGCAAUAUCGGCGCGCCUUGUUAAUUUGUGAAUUGGGGAAACGGACAGGCAGAGACGUUGAUUGUUGGCUUUGAUGCGGAGAAAGUAAUGAUAAUGAGAUAUAAUAUGUACAAAUUUAUCUGACUAAUAUAAGAAAUAAUUGACCAUCGUCAACAUGUUGCACCUGAACAGCUAACUGCAUUGGCCAACUUGGAACCAACUUAAUUAUCUAUACUCUGUGCAGAAGGUAAAAUGUAAACAUCCUACCCAAAAUGCGCUGGGCGACCAAACCACCAAACUCCGUUAUCUCCGACGCCGCCUCGGAGACUCGGACUUCCUUCCUCGCCUACAUAUCGAUAACUAC